UCCCCAGGCCGGCACAAUGGGCAAGGAGAAGACUCACAUCAACAUUGUGGUCAUUGGUCACGUGGACUCCGGCAAGUCCACCACAACCGGCCACCUCAUCUACAAAUGUGGGGGCAUCGACAAGAGGACCAUUGAGAAGUUCGAGAAGGAGGCGGCUGAGAUGGGGAAAGGCUCCUUCAAGUAUGCCUGGGUGCUGGACAAGUUGAAGGCCGAGCGGGAGCGUGGCAUCACUAUCGACAUCUCCCUCUGGAAGUUCGAGACCACCAAAUACUACAUCACCAUCAUCGACGCCCCAGGGCAUCGGGACUUCAUCAAAAACAUGAUCACUGGCACGUCCCAGGCGGACUGCGCGGUGUUGAUCGUGGCUGCAGGCGUCGGUGAGUUUGAGGCUGGCAUCUCCAAGAAUGGGCAGACCCGCGAGCACGCUCUGCUGGCCUACACGCUGGGCGUGAAGCAGCUCAUUGUGGGCGUCAACAAGAUGGACUCCACGGAGCCUGCCUACAGCGAGAAGCGCUACGAUGAGAUUGUGAAGGAGGUCAGCGCCUACAUCAAGAAGAUCGGCUACAACCCAGCCACAGUGCCCUUUGUGCCCAUCUCGGGCUGGCACGGCGACAACAUGCUGGAGCCCUCACCCAACAUGCCGUGGUUCAAGGGCUGGAAAGUGGAACGCAAGGAAGGGAACGCGAGUGGCGUGUCCCUGCUGGAGGCCCUGGACACGAUCCUGCCCCCGACACGCCCCACAGACAAGCCUCUGCGCCUGCCGCUGCAGGACGUGUACAAGAUCGGCGGCAUUGGCACGGUCCCCGUGGGCCGAGUGGAGACUGGCAUCCUUCGGCCGGGCAUGGUGGUGACCUUCGCUCCGGUGAACAUCACCACGGAGGUGAAGUCGGUAGAAAUGCACCAUGAGGCGCUGAGCGAGGCCCUGCCUGGGGACAAUGUGGGCUUCAACGUGAAGAAUGUGUCUGUCAAGGACAUCCGGCGGGGCAACGUGUGUGGGGACAGCAAGUCGGACCCGCCGCAGGAGGCCGCCCAGUUCACCUCCCAGGUCAUCAUACUGAACCACCCUGGGCAGAUCAGCGCUGGCUACUCACCAGUCAUCGACUGCCACACAGCCCACAUUGCCUGCAAGUUUGCAGAGCUGAAGGAGAAGAUCGACCGGCGUUCUGGCAAGAAGCUGGAGGACAACCCCAAGUCCCUGAAGUCUGGCGAUGCAGCCAUCGUGGAGAUGGUUCCCGGGAAGCCCAUGUGUGUGGAGAGCUUCUCACAGUACCCACCCCUCGGCCGCUUCGCCGUCCGCGACAUGCGGCAGACGGUGGCCGUGGGCGUCAUCAAGAACGUGGAGAAGAAGAGUGGCGGGGCAGGCAAGGUCACCAAAUCGGCGCAGAAGGCGCAGAAGGCCGGCAAGUGA
This is a messenger RNA of Dipodomys spectabilis (banner-tailed kangaroo rat), 1408 nucleotides long. It is a transcript of the gene Eef1a2, whose product is annotated as eukaryotic translation elongation factor 1 alpha 2. Lineage: Eukaryota; Metazoa; Chordata; Mammalia; Rodentia; Heteromyidae. The record is from RefSeq and is a predicted model, not a curated record. Gene Ontology annotation, molecular function: GTP binding; translation elongation factor activity; GTPase activity. The transcript has 7 exons. The coding region runs from base 17 to 1408 and encodes 463 amino acids. Gene Ontology annotation, biological process: translation; translational elongation.